GUUAUGAGAGAAAGCACUAUAUUAAGCAUGUUCUUUGUUCAAAGCGUCAACAAAUAUCAUCGUCUGUAUUAAAUUGUUUGAUUCAUCUUAAAACCCCCUUUCAAGCACACUCGCUGAAUCGGCAGUGAGCGGCGUUUUAAUUAUUUGCCACUCCUGUAUCAAACAUCCAUUCAGCUGCCAAAUUGAUGAACCUUCUCUUUAUAACAACGUAAGAAUGCCGCAUCCAUCCAUCCAUCCAUCCAUUUGAUUGACACUUGUUAUAUACAUAUAGAUGCCUCCCAAGUUCGAUCCCAGUGAGGUUAAGAUCAUCUACCUCCGUGCUACAGGUGGUGAAGUAGGUGCCUCCAGUGCUCUUGCCCCCAAGAUCGGUCCUCUUGGUUUGUCCCCCAAGAAGGUUGGUGAAGAUAUCGCCAAGGGUACCAAGGACUGGAAGGGUCUCCGUGUCACUGUCCAAUUGACCAUUCAAAACCGUCAAGCUCAAGUUUCCGUUGUUCCUUCCGCUUCCUCUUUAGUCAUCAAGGCUCUUAAGGAACCCGUUCGUGACCGUAAGAAGGAAAAGAACAUCAAGCACUCUGGUAACAUCUCUCUUGAUGAUGUUAUUGAAAUUGCUCGUACCAUGCGCUUCAAGUCCUUGGCUCGUGAACUCAAGGGUACUGUCAAGGAAAUCCUUGGUACUGCUUUCUCUGUUGGUUGUACCGUCGAUGGUCAAAGCCCCAAGGAUAUUCAAGACGCUAUUGACGCUGGUGAGAUCGAAAUUCCUGAAAAAUAAACACUUAUUUUUUGUGGAAAUUGAAUGUGUUGCUUUUUUCUGUAUACAUAAAUGCCCCCCUUUUUUUGCCUCGAUAGUCUUAUAAAAAUUGUAUUGUUGUGAAUAUGCUUUAUGCGCGCGCGUGUGUGCUGUGAAGUCUAUGAUGUAUGUUUUUUUGUCAACCAAUCUCGAUUGAAGGAACUGUUUUUCCGGAAGCUCCGAAGUGUGUGCUUAUGUUUCACGUUUAAAAGAAGCUGGACCUCUUUUAAUUUUUCUCUUUUUUUCAACAU
Messenger RNA from Rhizopus microsporus ATCC 52813, 1038 nucleotides. Its product is annotated as 60S ribosomal protein L12. Gene Ontology annotation, cellular component: cytosolic large ribosomal subunit; ribosome. The transcript has 4 exons. Gene Ontology annotation, biological process: translation. Lineage: Eukaryota; Fungi; Mucoromycota; Mucoromycetes; Mucorales; Rhizopodaceae. The coding region runs from base 272 to 769 and encodes 165 amino acids. Gene Ontology annotation, molecular function: structural constituent of ribosome; large ribosomal subunit rRNA binding. The record is from RefSeq and is a predicted model, not a curated record.